GGGGCGGGCGGGCUGGGCGCCGCCCCGAAGACGGCGAGUGCGGCGGCCCGCCCGGGGGCUGCGGGCGCCCCUGCAGCAGUCUUCGACAAGGGUGUGGCGAUGACCCGUGCCGAGGUCCAGAUGGAGAUCCGCCGUCUGAUGGCUGCCCAGACGACCCAGGAGGUGGCUGCUCUGCUCAAUGCCCCCACAGACCUGCGCGGCUCCCGCGCCGAAGUGCCGCAGGUCUUCGCCGACGGGGCGGCGCGCGGGGCGGCCUCCCAG
Molecule: messenger RNA, 261 nt
Organism: Prorocentrum cordatum
Lineage: Eukaryota; Dinophyceae; Prorocentrales; Prorocentraceae
Source: the annotation of a GenBank genome assembly